Pocillopora meandrina is the source of this 8751-nucleotide messenger RNA. Lineage: Eukaryota; Metazoa; Cnidaria; Anthozoa; Scleractinia; Pocilloporidae. The record is from the annotation of a GenBank genome assembly.
GUCACAAUUUGUUAGCGGAGAAAUAGUUGAAUAUGGAGGAGGACGCCAAUCAACCUAAAAAAGGCAUUUUGAGGAACAAGUCUGAAGAUAAACACCAGUAUGUAUCGCUUUCAAUAACAAUUAACCUGUUGAUAUUUUUGUUACCGAAGGUAUUUUUGUCUCCAAGUGAUCUAUGGCGCGUCAGUAGAAUUCCUGACUUACAGCACGCGCGUCCUAAACCUUUACAUUUAAUUUAAUACUAAUGCUGUAGUUAACUUUACUACUUUUUCUUUUUCGGUGUUGUAAGGUAACAGUCAUCUCCUUGAAUGGAGUUUUGAUAGGUUUAGAUUUACUUGUACUGUUCACACUUUGCUCGAGACUGAAAUGAACACAAAAUUUGGAAUGAACACAGCUGUGCAAUGAAGAAUAUUCCUGUCAACCUGUAAUUUAGGCGUGCGAUCACAAUAUUGAACUCAAACAUCUUUUCUUCUGCUCUUCUGUAAAUCUUCUGAGAAAUUUUUUUUCCCUCACAAUAUUGCAUAUUCCUUGUCGAAUUCGAUGCAAACUGCUGAUUAUCCUUGAACGAAAUAGCAUAGUUCGUGGUUCGCUUCUUUCGCUCGACUUACAUGGGAAUUCUGGUGUACUCAUUUUGCGACGUUGGUUGAUAAUCGUGAACUAAGGUUUUACUCAUUGCUUUGAUUAUGAAAAAAAAAACUUAGAUCUCGCCAGUAAUUUUCGCUCGCAUCCACCUGAAAGUGGAAAAAAAAAGGUACAAAUUUUUAUUAUUUGUAACAGGAGUCCCUGCAUGCAUUUAGGGAGCAGAUGUGCAGAAAUAAGCUCGAAAAGGUUUUUGAAAUUUUAAUUUAUCACCCUGUUUGUGGUAUAGGUGUUCCAUCGACCCUAAUUUUUUAUUGCUUGGUGAUUUGUUAAAUCUACCUUGAAAAGGUGUAGAUUAAUGAAUCUCAUCUGAAAUUUUCGGUAUUUCUAGUGAAGCACUUUUGAUAUCUUAAGUUAAAAUUUUGAAUUUUAUUUUUUCGGUUUGGAUCAGAAAUCAAACAGAGAAGACAGAGCUGAGGGUGAAAUACCUAUUUUAUACGGGCGCAGUGUUAAGAUACAACAGAGCUUAUAAAAUUAGUUUGUAUUGUUUGACUUAAGCCUGCCUCUACUUAAUUCUUUCUUGUUUGCAUGGAAAUCUUGAAUAUGUAAAUUGUAAAUAUACUCUCAAGUGGUGUCUGCAAUGCAUACUAAAUUCGUAAGAGAUAAUUUUUUUCCUCUAUCUUAGUCAGGGAAUAAAUUUUUAAUUUCUCUGAUACUGGUGAAGCUAAUAUGUGGCUUCAAGACACGUAAACAUAUUAAUUGUUUUGUUUUAGGUGUGACUUUAUAUACAUCUUUUUUCCAAUGAAGUGUUUUGAUGGAAGUGAAUUUAUGUUAGAGAUUUUCAUUUUCUGAUUAACAUUUGAUUACAAUCUUUCACUAUUUUUCAAAUAUUUUUGUAUAUGAAGUUACCAUAAACAGUUCUGGGAAAUUUUUCUCUACUGAGUUCUUACUAAAAAAAAAUUUACUACCCACAGGAUAGUAAUUUAAAUUUUAAUCUUGGAAUAUGGAAUUUUGAAAUAUUGUUUUCGUGAUAAUUUCAUCACAACUUGAUUGGUGUGCUGAAGAUCCUUUCUAAUUUUCUUAGAAGUUCCAUCACAUUCUGUUCCCGUGAAAUAGUGCCGCUUCCUGUAAUUAAUGCUAAUAGUUAAAACAAUGUUUUCCUGUGAGCAACACCUGUUAUGUUCACAACUACAUCCUGGGUGGCAAAAUUUUUAGAUUGGGAAUUUUAAAAGAGGGUUAUGGAUUCCUCUGUGCAAAAUUAAAUUUAUGAAAAUGAGUAGUAAAUACAGAGCGGAUGUUAUCCAAAGUUAAUCCCUAUUUAUGCAAGAAUUUAGUGAUCAUAAUCUUGGAUCACAUUAUGGAAAAGUGUACAAUAUGUUCUGUGUAGUUCAAAUAUUGUCAAUCAUGUUUCAUGUGAUGUCUUUGAAUAGUAGAUCUAUUUGAAAAAGUGUGAGUAAAGGAAAAUUGAAUUAUAGUUUGUAUGUUUUUAAAGGUCAGCAGGUUCAAAUUCAAAUUAAGUUCUGCUUAUGAAAAUUGUGGUGUCUUGACUGGGCCAACUUCAAUAUAUUUUGGUUGGAAAAUAUGGUGUUUUUUGAAGAUUGAUCUUUACCUUCUGUUUUAGUGAUUAGAUUAGAUGGGAAUGUUGGAAACAGAAACUAAGAUAAAUCUUGGAUUUCAACUAUUUAAUCAAUGAGAGGAAGUAGAGAUUCUUAAAUAAAGAAUUAUUUCUCACUCUUCCAUUUAUUUCUUUCUAACCCUAAACUUUUUACCAUUUAUGUGAACAAGGACACUGAUGUAAUCUGUAGUAAACAAACUGAAAGUAUAUAUUUGGAUAAUAUGCAAUUAAUGACUGAACAGGAGUACAAGGUCUGAGGGUCAUGACAAGAACUAAAUAAUAUUUUUCCUUCUCCUUGACCAAACUCAGUCAGUAAGUAUUUUAAGUGUUGAAAAUUUUGUUGUAACCUCAAUAGGACACAGUUGACAGGUGCAUGUGGUACAACCACAAAAUAGAUUUUACAUAAAAAUUUACUUUUUCUUUUUUAGUCAGAACAAGAAACUCAAAUUUCAUUUUCUAAUUUUGGUUUUCUUUUAGUGUUGGCAAUAAAGCAGGGCCAAAUGGCUUUUUCUGGAUUGGCUUUUGUCAACCUGUUCAUCCUUACAUGUGUCUACCCUCACCAAAGUUUUUUCUAUGGGAUUGUGUAUGGGGGGGAGAAGGGGAAGGGGAGGGAGGAGGGAGGAGAAGAGGGAAGAAGGGGGAGAAGAGGGAAGGAGGGGGGCGAAGAGGGAAGGAGGGGGUUGGUUGUGUUUUUGUGAUAAAACCUCUCAAACAGGUUUCAUAGCAUAGAGGGCACAUGGCACAUAGCACAUAGCCAGUCUGUCUCAGUAGAAUUACAGCAGUUAAAAUGUAGAGAAUUAAAUUUGAACAAUUUCAAAUGCUCUUAAUUUCAGCUCUGGUAUUCAUUGGGAUGAAAUGAAUAUUUUGAUGACACAUCAUCCCCCAGAUAAAGACUAUGGCCAUAUGAAGAUCAAUGAACCUCCGACGCCAUACAGUAAAUGGAAAGAUCCAGGUGAUGAUGAAGGUGAAGGGACAGCAGAUCCCUUUUCUGACGAUGAAGCUGAUCCACAAAAGUUAGAUCCAGAAAACUUACAUGACAGGUAAGUGAUGCAGUUAAGGGUUUUAACCCCCAGAAGUGAUGAACUUGUAACUUUCCCUUGCAAUUCCGAUAUGUUAUCUUGUCAACAAGUCAGGAGAGUAAAAAAACUCAUUGUAUCAGUAAGAGGGCAUUUUGCUGUUAUAACUCUUAAGUCCCCUGUCUGAUUUACAAGGAACUGUUUGGCAGUCAGUAGGGAGAAAUUCAAAUUGGAUCUUGCGACUCAAAGGCAGGGUUCUCAAUAGAUUUUUAAGUAGGAGGUGAUCACUGAUAAAGUAGGAGGCCUCAUUACCAUGUUCAUCGAUCGAGUCCAGAACCGUAAGCAAGUUUCCCAGUUUUGUUUGGAUCACAGUCAUGCAAGAAACGGAAGAGAAAUUCGGAAACAACUCAAGCAAACUUGCAGAACAAAACAAAGAAAAGAAAAGUGACUUAAACACAAAGUAAGCGGCUAUAAAUCCCAAAGUAAGCAGCGAUCAAUCACCAGGUGCCACCUUCCAUUGAGAACCCUGAAAGGGUUAAGGGUUUUGACCCAUGGUUAACAGAUGGUGUUGUAGUGUGAUUAUCCUCUCAUGUGUGUGUGAUUGCAAAGUCCUGAAAAGGACUCUUAGGGAGAAAAUUAACUGAAUUUUCCGCAGUGUGACUAGCACUCCAAAAUGUUACAGUCUUGAUUGCCAUUGCUGAUAGACAAAAAAUCUUGAUGACAAAAUGUGUUGUGGUGAUAAUCUUGCACCCUAUAAUCAGCAGUCAUAUAGCAAGCUGCAAUUUUUUUUUCUUUAAUUUCUUGUUUAUGGUCUUAAGAUAAAUUGGGAUAAACAUUUGCAUGAGAAAUUGAGCUUGGAAUGAACUGCCUGAGCUAACCACAGAUUGGGUAGCUCAGGUUGUAGAGUGUUGGACUGUGUGUGAGAGGUUGACAGUUCAAACCCUUGACCGCAACAUUCAGGGUCUUGAAAUAACUGAGAAGAACCGGCUGUCUUUGCUAUGACAUCCGCAAAUGCUCGGAAAUCCUAGUCUUCUUAGAUAAGGAUGAUAAACCAUAGGCCCUGUCUCCUGCAUCUUCUCUGUGCUGGUUAGCAAGGGACAUAAAGAACCAACACACUUCUUGCAAAGAGUAGAGAAGGUAGCUCCCAUUGUUGUGGUCUGGCCUUCUUUCCAAAAUGGGGGCACCUACAAAAUCUCCUUCUAAAAAUUGUAAAAUGCUUAUUAUCAGUCAGGCCAAGUGUUGUAAAUUUCAGUAGGGCAUGAUUAUGGAUAAUACCUCAUAUCGGUGCUACAUCAUCAUCUGCCCUGGUGAGUAGUAAAAAUUAGGCUGUUGUUCCAAGAAAGUCUGUUUUUAGUUGAGACUGUAAAUGUGGAAGAGUGUUUAGAGUUUGACAGUGUUGUAACAUAUACUUCAUUGACCAGGAUCAAAGAUGCUCCAAAGAGAGGCUCCUGGGAUGAAAAUGCAGACAAUGAUGAUGAUGAUGAUGAUGAUGAUAUUGACGAGGAUUUAUCAGAAAGUCAGAAAGGUGAGAAACAUACUCAGUUUGAUUGUCAUAUCUCUCAGUUACUAUAAAUAUGCCCUGUGAACAGUUAAUUUAGCAUGUUGUGUUCUACUGCACUGACGGCAUGCUAAAAUCUGACUCCGGUUUUGUUGGCUUAGUUUCCUGUUUCAACCUCAGUAAGUGAAUGGAAUUUUAAAUCUUUCAUUUUCUUUACAAUUUGUGUGUGAGUUUGCUGAAGACUGAUUUAUGAUUUCAAACUACCCCACUUUGUUUUGAGCAUGUGUCGGGUAUUUAAGGCUGCUGCAUGGGACUAUAAAUCAUUUCUUAAGUCUUUCAGUCAUUUAGUAGACUUGUCCUAAUUAUUUGCUAACCUCAUCUUUUUGCUUGGAAUUGUGAGUUAUGGCCUCUUGUUUUUUCCCAUAUGAUAUAUCACCUGGGCUCUGAGGCCUUAAGUUGAAUACAUUCUCAGGCUUCUAUGUGCAGGCUAUGAAUUGUAAGGGCAAAUAUUUGGGCUGUAACUUAAGUGUAGACCUCAAACUUGGUUUGUAAGAGGUACAUGAUAAGUAAUAAUUUGUUUGUUUCCCUUAUCUCUAGAACAUAAAAAAGCAUUUAAAGACAAGAGGAGGGUACACUACAAUGAAUAUUCUAAAGUUAAACUUGCAAGGAAACUUAUAGAGCAAGAGUUAAAAGAUUUAGAAGAUGACAAUGAUGGUUCAUUAGACACAGCAAAGGAAGGAUCAAGUUCAACAGAUGCUUGUGCAGCUGAUACUCAGGUGGUCUAUUGAGCUUUUAACCAUUUAGUCCUUAAUCAACCUUUUACACCCCAUGUUCAGUAUCCACAUUCUCCAUACCCUUCUCAAUACAUUUGCUUUAGUACUGAGAAGGAGAAUUUGUUGAACAAUCAAAGUUUUUUAGCUUGGUGAUCAUUUCCUUCACUCUCAUGUUUUUAAUGAAUGGUUCAGCAGUAUUACUGUAAGGAGAAAUUAGAUACUGGUCACUCUUAGGGUUUAAAGGGUUAAGAGUGAGCAGCCACUAAGUUCUUGCAUUAUCACCACUGAAUCAAACAUUAAUCCUUUCACUCACAAGAUCUCUUUUAUUAGUAAUUCUUUUUACUGUCUGUCAUACAAUUCCUAUUUUGUUUGCUUAUUUCCUGCUUGCCUUUGGAGUAAGCAGUAAAGUUGACAUAGGUUUUUGGAGAUUCAUGAGAUAUUAAGUCACCAGAAUUUACUCAGUCUCCAUGGCAGCUCAUUUGACAUCUUGAAAAGGGUAACAUUCUGGGCCCAGUUGUUCUGGAAUUUAAACCUUAAUCAAUCUAGGUUUCUAUAUUGAAAAUUUUCUUCAAUUUUUAGAGUAUGUGGUUCUUUUUUUUCAAUUAUUUAAAUCAUUUUUAUUAACUCUAAUUGUAAGUCAAUUUGAAAAACCCGCAAUGAUAUGUUGAUCAGAGCAUGAACUUCAGUGGAUUAUUCUAUCCUUUUUAUUAGUUUUGGAAUGUUAAAACAAUGAUUUUUUCUUUUCUUGUUUUUUGGAAUGUUAAUUUUCUCUUUUUCUUGUUUUUCAAUCUCCUUGACCUGUUUUUACUUUUCCUUUUUUCCAGAUGGAUGAGACAUAGGACCAUAUUGAUUGUUGCUCAAGUCUAAAUGACAUAGUCUUGUAAUAUUGUACAACUAGCAAGAAAAUGUUGACAGAUUGUAACUGUAAACUGUACAGAUAGGAAACAGCAGCAAGAAUAAGAUUAUAUGAAAAAAAAUAUUUGAUUGUAGGUAUAUCAUAGCUUAAUUUACAGAACAACAGAAGAUUCCAUGUUUACGAGUGUCUUGGCAGAAAUAAAGAACAAUAAGGAAAAACUUGAGGCAAGAAUAAUUUGUAAGUGUUUGAUGCACAUUCUACCUUUGGUACAAAGUUAUAAAUUAUUGCCCAUAUAGUAAAGAUAUUUUUAGUGGCCUGCACAGGAGGUGCGCUCUUUAACUGGUGUUAGAGGUAAACUUAUCCUUGCUUGAGCCAGAAGUCACAUCACUUAUACAGAAGUCAUAGAUAUGGCUGUUUUUCUCUGUUUAACCUUUUAACUCUCAAGAUCUGAUUUAGAAUUCUCCCAUUUAGCUGCGACCUAUUUCCUUGUGACUUAGUUACAAGAAUUAGGCGUUAGAUCAAGAUAACUGCUUCUAUCCCAUAGUAUUCUCAUCACAUAGCUGUGUACUGGAUAAUGUAUAGAUAUUGUAUAGGGAGAAGUUACAUGUUAAUCACUACUUCUGGGCAUUUAAGGGUUAACAUUUUACAUGCAUUCUCACCAGGCAACAGCUUUGUUAGCUGAUUAUUCUUAAGAUUUACAAAGGGAAAUAUUUUAAUCCUAAUUUAUUGUGAUUCCCUCAAAUACAAAACUUAGUUAAAUUUUCAGAUUAACAGUGCAAAGUUCUGUUAAUCCUUUUGUUCCUAAGAUCUCAAUGUUUCUUUUUGUGACAAACAUCACACACUCCUUUAAAAGUCAGUCUUUAGAAUUUAAUGUACUAACAGGAAAUUUUAUUGUGCACAAAAAUUAGAGUUUUUUUCAGAAUUAUAGAUUAUAAAUGAACUUUUUUUACUUUAGAUUUAGAGUGGUUCAUUUAACACUUCAACUCUAGCUUUGAUUAUCAUUUUCUUAUCUUUUUAUGGAAAAUGUAUUUCUCAAGGUGCUUCUUUGCACCUUUGGGAGUGUGAAUAACUGAAAUGAUAAACACAAGCUAACAAAGUCACUUCAAACAGUGGAAUAGUCCUAAGUUUUUUUUAUUUUUGUGACCACCUCCAUUUUCUCAGAUAAAUUCCCCAAUUUUUUUUUUAAAUGCACUUUGUGCUGUGAGGCUGAAUGACAGUGAUGGUAUUAAAUAGGCAGUAUAUUUACUCCAUAAACACCUGGCUCCAGUUGUUGGAUAACGUUAUCCAAUGGAUAAAUUCCCUUCUCCCUCAAAAAAAAAUAACAGGUGAACAAAAGAAAAUUAAGUUACUACGUAAUUGAUGCAAGAUCUUUGUGCAAGUUGCAGUAUAAAGCUGUGAGACUUCCAGAUUGACUACAAAAAUAGCACUUAAACCUUCUUUGCACUGAACAUCAAAUUCAAUGUCCACAUAGAUUAGAUGUUAAACAGGAUAAUUCAUUAUGGCUCAGUUUUCCGAGACACAUGUGUAAAUUGGGUCUUCCUCAAAUUGAUCAGUUUACAUGACCUUUAUCCUCAAGUUGACAAAAGUAAACUUAGAGAUAACAAAUCUCCUCUCCAAAAUUUCACUGCCCUCCCUCAUAGUGUGAUAAUUUGUUAUUAUAAAAGUACAAUGCCACAAAAUAAAUAUCUAGUCCUCCAGUAGCUAUAGAAUUUGCAAGAUAUGACCAUGAAACAGCUCAAUAUUGCCUCUAUGGACUAAAACCACCUAGUGGAAUUAUCCAUUAUAAUUUCUUUGCUUACAAGAAUUGAUUCACUGCCCUCCCUCAUGGUGUAAUAAUUUGUUAUUACAAAAGUACAAUGCCACAAAAUAAAUAUGAAGUCCUCCAGUAGCUAGAGAAUUUGUAAGAUAUGACCGUGAAAUAGCUCAAUAUUGCUACUACCAACUAAAACCUCUUAGUGGAAUUAUUCAUCAUAAUUUCUUUGCUUACAAGAAUUGAUUCUAAAUUGUUAUAUGAUAAUCUUAAUCAGACACACGAUUCUCACUCAUGAUCAAUUGGAGGACAGACGCAUAGAUGAUGUCACCAUCAACAGCAUUUUACUGUUUUAUCAUUUUGCUGUACGUCUGUAUAGUAAUAGAUUGCAGAAAACAUCAAAAUACACUAAGAACAUUAUAUUCUCCAUACUGUUCUCUAUACAUUUCCUAAGGUGCUGACAAGGAUAGUUAGCUUAAUGAUUAAAGUUCUCCCCUAACCCUCCCCUGUGCUAUGCAUAUAAUUUAAAAGUUCAGGUUGUCAUUUUUUCAGUUUUGCUGCAAAUUGAUAUUAAAUACUUUAUUGUUGGUAAUGGGCGAGAAUUUAGACUCAAUACCUGCCAAAUCUCAAAAGAAAGUGUUCCAAUUGAUAACUUUUAAAAGUUAAC